Molecule: messenger RNA, 447 nt
Organism: Haliotis rubra (blacklip abalone)
Lineage: Eukaryota; Metazoa; Mollusca; Gastropoda; Lepetellida; Haliotidae
Product: protein TRACHEARY ELEMENT DIFFERENTIATION-RELATED 7A-like
Exons: 1
Coding region: 1-447 (148 amino acids)
Source: RefSeq, a predicted model, not a curated record
AUGCCCCAUCAAACAAAGAAACACAUCCUCAGGCUCAACAAACACAUCAAAACACCAAUACCAAAACCAGCCGCGAACAUUGCUGUCAUGCAACUCCAUCCUCAGCCAGUUCAUCCUCUCCCUACACUUCCUCCACCUGGGCUCAAUGUUCUGCUCACACCCCAACACCCAAAACCCACAAAACACAGCCUUCCCAACCAGCCACCAAACCUACCCGACCCCCGAGCAAAACCACCACACCCACCCAAAGACCGUACAAACCGGCACCCCUAUGAACAACCCUCCUCCAUUACCCGUCCCAACUGUCACCCUAAAAGAAACCGUCCCAAAACUGCACCCCCUCAAACCCGCACCCCUCCCAACAUAAACCACCAACCCACCUACCCACAAUUAAAACUCAAGUCCCCACCUAAAAACACCCAGCACCUGCCCACAGGCCUCCACUAA